UCAUCGAAUGGGGAAUAGCAACCAGGUUUCCAUUAAGAAAUUAUAUGAGAAAAUGUCCACUGGAGAGAACUCCUUCCUACCACAGAUCCCUGAUGGGGUCAUGCUCAGUGAGUUUGAACGAGAUGUAUUCUACACACUUAAUUUCCUCAGAACGCAACCAGGCCUCAUGAUCUGGAGAUUAGGCAAAGUUAGGAAAAAAUUCAAAAUUUCAAGAAAAUAAGUACAAAGAUCGGAGGAAACUUCUGGCAUUUAUGGCAAAAAAUAAGGAAUAUCUAGCCAGCCCCAUCCAGGUCGACAAGGAUAUCUACUAUGCAUGAAAGUAUUGAAAUGAGAAAUUUGCUGAAAGUGAUUUUAAAAUUGGAGGAGUUUUGCUAUACCUCAACAAGUUAUAUAAAAAUGUCAAAGGAUUCGAGCAUACCUCCUUUGAGUGGAAAGGAACAGGUGAGGAAUUUGUGAUGUAUAUCUUCCUGAAAGAAGACUUCACAUCUGUCGAAGGAAUCAAUCCUUUCUUCAGCAAUAGCAUACAGUAUUUUGGAUGCAAUUUCUCUAAGAAUACGGUCAGAAAAAGUUGAUUUAGGCUCUGAUGGACCUGCAAACCAGAGCCUAAGGAUAAUACUUUGGCCACCAAAGGGUUAAUUUAA
Moneuplotes crassus is the source of this 641-nucleotide messenger RNA. The record is from the annotation of a GenBank genome assembly. NCBI's taxonomy places the organism in Eukaryota, Ciliophora, Spirotrichea, Euplotida, Euplotidae.